This is a messenger RNA of Zerene cesonia (dogface butterfly), 1194 nucleotides long. RefSeq names its product odorant receptor Or2-like. Bases 4 to 1194 code for a protein of 396 amino acids. Gene Ontology annotation, biological process: sensory perception of smell; detection of chemical stimulus involved in sensory perception of smell. Gene Ontology annotation, molecular function: olfactory receptor activity; odorant binding. NCBI's taxonomy places the organism in Eukaryota, Metazoa, Arthropoda, Insecta, Lepidoptera, Pieridae. The record is from RefSeq and is a predicted model, not a curated record. The transcript is spliced from 5 exons. Gene Ontology annotation, cellular component: plasma membrane.
AAAAUGCUGCGAAAUAUAUUGCAAAAAUUCGAAGACCCGAAGCGGCCUUUGCUUGGCCCAAAUCACAGAGCACUCACAUUCUGGGGCUUACUCCUUCCACGGAGUGUCUUUAAGAAAACCUUUUAUCUUUCAAUGCAUGUGUUAGUCACCAUUUUUACGGCAACCGAAUACGUCGAUAUUUGGUUCGUAAAAGACGAUAUGAAUUUGCUUCUAAACAACGUUAAAAUCACCCUUUUAGCGACAGUAAGUGUAUCAAAGGUGCUCACCUUUCUGUCGUGGCAAAAGCAUUGGAAGGGAAUCAUUGAGUACGUUAAUAAAGCUGAUUUAGCACAAAGGAGCCGGGAGGAACCAGUUAAGAAGGAACUGAUUGCAAAUUACACGAAAUACUGUAGGAAAAUUACAUACUUGUAUUGGUCCUUGAUGUACACUACGGUUAUAAUAGUCAUGGGUCAGCCAGCUUAUAAGUAUUUCUCCUCUGAAUUAUACAGGGAAAGUGUAAAAAACGGCACGGAGAAUUACAUUCAGGUUGUGAGCUCGUGGGUUCCUUUUAACAAAAACACACUUCUUGGGUAUAUAGUUGCUUCUAUAUACCAGAGCUAUGGAGCUAUAUAUGGCGGAGGGUGGAUUACAUCUUUCGAUACAAAUGCCAUAGUAAUUAUGGUGUUUUUCAAAGCGGAGUUGGAAAUGUUAAGGAUUGAUUGUGGCAAUAUUUUUGGGCGCGGGGAGAUUGUUGAUGACAAGGCAGCCAUGGAAAGGUUGAAAAAUUGCCAUAAGCGGCAUGCGGAAUUGAUCGCAAAUGCUGCCUUAUUCGAUUCCUGUCUCUCACCCAUUAUGCUGUUAUAUAUGUUUGUUUGUUCGGUGAUGCUUUGCGCUACUGCCUACCAAAUAACGGUAGAAACAAAUCCCAUGCAGCAGUUUCUAAUUGCCGAAUAUCUUAUAUUUGGUAUAGCUCAGCUUUUCAUGUACUGUUGGCAUAGCAACGAUGUUUUGUAUGCGAGCAAGGAUCUAAUGCUUGGUCCAUAUGAAAGCUACUGGUGGUCCCGUCCGGUCCAACAGCAAAGGGUUAUAUGCAUACUAACUUACCAGUUGCGUAAAACUAUAGUCUUUACCGCUGGUCCUUUCAACAAUUUAACGGUUGCUACGUUCAUUAAUAUCCUGAAAGGUGCUUACAGCUAUUACACAUUACUCAGCUAA